AUGGGGCCAAGAAAAAUAUUGUCGAUUCUGAAGAAGAAAGAUGUUGUGCAAUACCUAGCAAGGUGUAAGGAAUUGCUGCGCGAUGAUGGUUUUAUAAUUGUGAUCGAGACAACGUCAGACUACGAAAUAGCACUCGCAAUCCAAGGUCUCAGUGGUGAACCGUUGAGCAUCAGUGAUUCGGGCCGUAUCUAUGGUGCCUACUUUACACAUGAGCAAUUGCUAGCCUUGUACAAGCAGUGCGGAUUCCGCCUAUGUAACUAUCAGGGUGAUCCGUCCAUGAUGACAACAGCUUAUGCAAUUCGGAAGAUCCCGUCACAGCUGAAGGAACCAGUGGUGGUCGAUGUGGAUGAUAUAAAAGAAUUCACUUGGAUUGAGCCUUUGCAAAAAAUCAUUGAGGAACGUUUGAGCGAACCUGAUUAUAAAACAGUUUGGUUGACUAGUACAACGAUACGCAACAAUGGCUUGCUUGGACUAGCACUGUGCUUUAAGUAG
Gongylonema pulchrum is the source of this 492-nucleotide messenger RNA. NCBI's taxonomy places the organism in Eukaryota, Metazoa, Nematoda, Chromadorea, Rhabditida, Gongylonematidae. The record is from the annotation of a GenBank genome assembly.